Molecule: messenger RNA, 1592 nt
Organism: Sus scrofa (pig)
Lineage: Eukaryota; Metazoa; Chordata; Mammalia; Artiodactyla; Suidae
Gene: ACVR2A
Product: activin A receptor type 2A
Biological process (GO): activin receptor signaling pathway; cellular response to growth factor stimulus; protein phosphorylation
Cellular component (GO): plasma membrane; activin receptor complex
Molecular function (GO): activin receptor activity; ATP binding; activin binding
Source: RefSeq, marked provisional
GCUUCCCCGGCGCCUCGGGAAAAUGGGAGCUGCUGCAAAGUUGGCGUUUGCCGUCUUUCUUAUCUCUUGUUCUUCAGGUGCUAUACUUGGUAGAUCAGAAACUCAGGAGUGUAUUUUCUAUAACGCUAAUUGGGAAAGAGAUAGAACCAAUCGAACUGGUGUUGAAUCCUGUUACGGUGACAAAGAUAAACGGCGGCAUUGUUUUGCUACCUGGAAGAAUAUUUCUGGUUCCAUUGAAAUAGUGAAGCAAGGUUGUUGGCUGGAUGAUAUCAACUGCUAUGACAGGACUGAUUGUAUAGAAAAAAAAGAUAGCCCUGAAGUAUAUUUUUGUUGCUGUGAGGGCAGUAUGUGUAAUGAAAGGUUUUCUUAUUUUCCGGAGAUGGAAGUCACACAGCCUACUUCGAAUCCAGUUACACCUAAGCCACCCUAUUACAACAUCUUGCUCUAUUCUUUGGUGCCACUUAUGUUAAUUGCGGGAAUUGUCAUUUGUGCGUUUUGGGUGUACAGGCAUCAUAAGAUGGCUUAUCCUCCUGUGCUUGUUCCAACUCAAGACCCAGGACCACCCCCACCUUCUCCAUUAUUAGGUUUGAAGCCACUGCAAUUACUAGAAGUAAAAGCAAGAGGAAGAUUUGGUUGUGUCUGGAAAGCCCAGUUACUCAAUGAAUAUGUGGCUGUGAAAAUAUUUCCAAUACAGGACAAACAGUCAUGGCAAAAUGAAUAUGAAGUCUAUAGUUUGCCUGGAAUGAAGCAUGAGAACAUAUUACAGUUCAUUGGUGCAGAAAAACGAGGUACCAGUGUUGAUGUGGAUCUUUGGCUAAUCACAGCAUUUCAUGAAAAGGGUUCAUUGUCAGACUUUCUUAAGGCUAAUGUGGUCUCUUGGAAUGAAUUGUGUCAUAUUGCAGAAACCAUGGCUCGAGGAUUGGCAUAUUUACAUGAGGAUAUACCUGGCCUAAAAGAUGGCCACAAACCUGCCAUAUCUCACAGGGACAUCAAAAGUAAAAAUGUGCUAUUGAAGAACAAUCUGACUGCUUGUAUUGCUGACUUUGGGUUGGCAUUAAAGUUUGAGGCUGGCAAGUCUGCAGGUGAUACCCAUGGGCAGGUUGGUACCCGGAGGUAUAUGGCUCCAGAAGUAUUAGAGGGUGCUAUUAACUUCCAAAGGGAUGCAUUUUUGAGGAUAGAUAUGUAUGCCAUGGGAUUAGUCCUAUGGGAGCUGGCUUCUCGUUGUACUGCUGCAGAUGGACCUGUAGAUGAAUACAUGUUGCCAUUUGAGGAGGAAAUUGGCCAGCAUCCCUCUCUUGAAGACAUGCAGGAAGUUGUUGUGCAUAAAAAAAAGAGGCCUGUUUUAAGAGAUUAUUGGCAGAAACAUGCUGGAAUGGCAAUGCUCUGUGAAACAAUAGAAGAAUGUUGGGAUCACGAUGCAGAAGCCAGGUUAUCAGCUGGAUGUGUAGGUGAAAGAAUUACUCAGAUGCAAAGACUAACAAAUAUCAUUACGACAGAGGACAUUGUAACAGUGGUCACGAUGGUGACAAAUGUUGACUUUCCUCCCAAAGAAUCCAGUCUAUGAUGGUUGCACCAUGUGUACACACUGAGAA